AUGUAUAUGUGUCUGUGUCUCAUGCCUUUGUGUAUCAUGUAUAUGUGUCUGUGUCUCAUGCCUCUGUGUAUCAUGUAUAUGUGUCUGUGUCUCAUGCCUCGGUGUAUCAUGCCUCAGUAUCUCAUGCCUCGGUGUAUCAUGCCUCUGUGUAUCAUGUAUAUGUGUCUGUGUCUCAUGCCUCGGUGUAUCAUGCAUGUGUAUCAUGUAUAUGUGUCCAUGCCUUGGUGUAUCAUGCUUCGGUGUAUCAUACCUCAGUGUAUUAUGUCUCAAUCUAUCAUGCCUCAGUGUAUCAUGCCUCAGUGUAUCAUGCCUCAGUGCCUCAUGCCUCAGUGUAUUAUGCCUCAGUAUCUCAUGCCUCAUUGUAUCAUGCCUCAGUGUAUUAUGCCUCAGUGUAUUAUGCCUCAGUAUCUCAUGCCUCAGUGCAUCAUGCCUCAGUGUAUCAUGCCUCAUUGUAUCAUGCCUCAGUAUCUCAUACCUCAGUGUAUCGGUAUCAUGCCUCAGUGUAUCAUGCCUCAGUGUAUCAUGCCUCAGUGUAUCAUGCCUCAGUGUAUCAUGCCUCAGUGUAUCAUGCCUCAGUGUAUCAUGCUUCAGUGUAUCAUGCCUCAGUGUAUCAUGCCUCAGUGCAUCAUGCCUCAGUGCAUCAUGCCUCAGUGUAUCAUGCCUCAGUGUAUCAUGCCUCAGUGUAUCAUGCCUCAGUGUAUCAUGCCUCAGUGCAUCAUGCCUUAG
Messenger RNA from Procambarus clarkii (red swamp crayfish), 726 nucleotides. The record is from RefSeq and is a predicted model, not a curated record. Lineage: Eukaryota; Metazoa; Arthropoda; Malacostraca; Decapoda; Cambaridae.